CUCUUCCUGAUUCUUCAGUUUCUGCCUACUCAUUCACUUCUUCACUCGUGAUCGAGAACCCCUUUCCCAUUGUGACGGGGUUUUUGUGCUCUAUGGGGUUUUCUUCAGCAAGUCUCCAUGCCUGUUGCUCGUUUCCUGUAAGAAGAUUAGAGCUUGCAUCCCAUGUGAGCAAAAAGUUUCAAUCUUUGUGUAGAAACACUUAUUUUGCCAUUUUUUCAUCUUGGUAUAGUGGAAAAGGCGAUAAUAGUGAAACUCUGUUGAGUAAUAGUGAAGGGGAAUCUGAAAAUGAAUGGGAGAGAUUAGUUAAGCCAUUUGAUCUUAAUGAGCUUCGAAAAACAUUCAAUAAAAUCACCCCUUACCAGCUCUGCAAGUUACUGGAGUUGCCAAUUGAUGUGCCCACAUCAAUUAGGUUGUUUCAGUGGGCAGGUUGCCAGAGGGGCUAUUGCCAUUCUUUUGAGGUGUAUAGUGUGCUCAUUGAUAAACUUGGUGCUGCGGGGGAGUUUAAGAUCAUAGAUAGUUUAUUGAUUCAAAUGAAAGAAGAAGGGGUUGUCUAUAGGGAGUCCCUUUUCAUUUUGAUCAUGAGACAUUAUGGGAAAGCAGGCUUACCUGGGCAAGCAACUAGAUUACUGUUGGAUUUGAAGGGUGUGUAUUCCUGUGAACCCACAUUUAAGUCUUAUAAUGUGGUCCUGGAAUUACUGGCGGCUGGUACUUGCUAUAGAGUUAUGCCAAAUGUAUUCUAUGACAUGCUGAAUAGAGGUAUUUCUCCAAAUGUUUACACAUUUGGGGUUGUAAUGAAAGCUCUUUGUAUGGUUAAUGAAGUAGAUGCUGCAUGCUCACUACUCAGGGAUAUGACAAAACAUGGGUGUGUGCCAAAUGCAGUGGUUUACCAGACUCUAAUACAUGCAUUGGCAAAAAGUAAUAGAGUGAAUGAUGCGAUGAAACUUUUGGAGGAAAUGCUUUUGAUGGGUUGUAUUCCUGAUGCUCAGACCUUCAAUGAUGUUAUUCAUGGCCUUUGCAAGCUCAAACGGAUUCAUGAGGCAAUAAAAUUGGUUGAUCGAAUGCUUCUUCGUGGUUUCACCCCUGACGAUGUAACUUACGGGGUUUUAAUGCAUGGAUUGUGUGAAAAUAGCCAAGUUGACGAAGCAAGGGCAUUGCUAAGCAAAGUGUUCAGCCCAAAUGUUAUACACUUCAACACAUUGAUGGAUGGAUAUGUUGCCAAUGGAAGGCUUGAUGAAGCUUGGGAUAUUCUGCGUAAUAUUAUGUCAAAUGUUGGAUGUAAGCCUGAUAUUUUUACAUAUAACAUACUGAUUCAUGGACUUUGCAAGGGAGGAUAUCUAGGUUCUGCUCUUGAAUUGGUCAAUGAGAUGAUAGAUAUGGGCCACAAUCCGAAUGUGUUCACUUACACGAUUUUGAUCAAUGGUUACUGCAAGGAGGGGCGACUUGAGGAGGCUGGUAGUAUUUUAAAUGAAAUGUCUUAUAAAGGAAUCAGUCUGAAUACAGUGGGAUACAAUUCCCUAAUAAGUACACUAUGCAAGAGUGGCAAGGUUCAUGACGCUAAGGAAAUGUUUGGUGAAAUGAAAAACAAGGGUUUCAAACCAGACGCAUGCACUUUUAAUUCUCUAAUAUUUGGUCUGUGCAAGGUGAAUGAAAUGGAAGAGGCCUUGGUAGUGUAUCGUGAUAUGUUGGUUGAGGGUGUUGUUGCCAACACAGUGACAUACAACACACUAAUUCAUGCUUUUCUGAGGAGUGGUGCCAUUCAGGAAGCACUCAAGCUUGUUAAAGAUAUGUUGUUUAGAGGAUGCCCUCUGGAUGAGAUCACCUAUAAUGGCCUAAUUAGGGCACUCUGCAGAGCUGGGGCUGUGGAUAAAGGAUUAGGGUUGUUUGAAGAAAUGUUGAUGAAGGGACUUGUUCUGAACAAUGUUUCUUGUAAUAUUGUGAUCAAUGGUCUCUGCUGCUCUGGGAGAACAAAUAAUGCACUUGAGUUUCUCAGGGAAAUGAUUUAUCGAGGUUUGACACCAGAUAUAGUCACCUAUAAUACCCUAAUAAAUGGUCUCUGCAGGGAAGGUCGCAUUCAGGAGGCCUUGAAUCUAUUUGAAAAAUUACAAGUUGAAGGAAUUUAUCCUGAUGCCAUUACUUAUAACACUUUGAUUAGUUGGCAUUGUAAAGAGGGUUUGUUUGAUGAUGCCUGUUUGGUUCUACAUCAAGGAGUGAAGAAUGGGUUUGUACCCAAUGGUCAGACUUGGUUCAUAUUGGUCUACAAUUUUGUGAAAGAAAAUGAAAGGAGGAAUUGGUCAUUCUCUGAAGUAUGACUGCCUGUUGUUUGAAAGAAACAAGUGGAUUAUGA
Molecule: messenger RNA, 2344 nt
Organism: Rubroshorea leprosula
Lineage: Eukaryota; Viridiplantae; Streptophyta; Magnoliopsida; Malvales; Dipterocarpaceae
Source: the annotation of a GenBank genome assembly